Molecule: messenger RNA, 2072 nt
Organism: Botrytis byssoidea
Lineage: Eukaryota; Fungi; Ascomycota; Leotiomycetes; Helotiales; Sclerotiniaceae
Exons: 3
Coding region: 619-1500 (293 amino acids)
Molecular function (GO): protein binding
Source: RefSeq, a predicted model, not a curated record
CUACCACUUCCGUCAUUAUUCAAGAGGGAAUCGACAUGAAUUAACGAAUGAUGACAUGACAUGGCGUGCCAUGACACGGCAUGAUGUUCAACGCUUUCUCUAAUGACAAUUGCCGUCCAUCAUACAUCUCCUCGAUAUCUUCUCCCUUCAUUAGAAGAAGUUACAUUGCAUAGGUACACUUUUAUAUUUCCAACACUGUGCCACUGUUCACAAUUGUCGCUAUUACCUAGCAUCUCGAGUUUGAUAUCUCACCCUACUCGUAGUGUUAUAUAAUAGGACAAAGAAAAUAACUACCCACUAUCUUCGAGUUCGUUGCAUCUGCAUCUCACCGAACAAUGCAUAGGGUUGUUUGAUCAGAAAGUCUAGAUCGUUUACGGCUACCACGCUCGAAGGUGGUUCAUCGGAUUUACUCCUGAUUCAAUAUCAUUCGACGUACCCACGAUCCUUGUAUUUGUCUGAUGCUUUCCUGCCCUCAAACUUUACAGAGACUUAUCACUGGAGAACUAUUCGAAAUCUCUGAUUAACAUAAGGGUUGAGCUUGUUAUAUAUAAAUUUGCUUGGCUUUGGCCAAAACCAUACAUUCUUCAAUACACUAUUUGAGAUUCGAAAGUCGACAAAAUGGUGAAUAGUUUCACCGGAAUUGCUUCAAUACCUAAUGAGCUCCUCAUCAAUGUCCUUUCACUCUUUUCUACCCGUCGACUUCUUCCUCUCGCAUGCACCUGCCAUCGUUUCCAUGAUCUCAUAAUCCGAAUCAUACAUCAUCGCCUCAUUGCGGCGGCAUCUUUAAAGAAUCACAAAUUGAUCCUUGAAUGUUUCCAUCCCUCCACGAAACUUAUCACCCCAUACGCUUUGUGCAAUUAUCUCGGCACAGAUGGACUAAGUGACGACGUUGUUGGAGAGGGAGAUGUAUAUAAAGAUGUCAACAAUACAGGGAGAUUAGGUAAAAUGGCCGGUCUAUAUUCGCGCUUCAGGCCACUUCAGUCUGAAGAAAGAAUACGCCAUCUGGCAGGUAGUGCUAGAUCGACCCUCCUACCAGAAUCUGAAGAUGGACUCGUAUCUCAAAUUGUCGAUCUCGAGUCACAUGAACUUUUCUCGCAACUUUGCACCAUCACCAAUAUCGUUAAAGUUGGUCCGAAACGAGGACUGUUUCUGAGUUGCGUUAACAUUGGUGAGGGAGUCAUAAGAGUUUUUAGAGACUGGCUGUCAGAUCGCGAUGAGGCGAAUAAGAGGCAUAUUGACAGCCCAGAGGAACGUGAGAACGGGCUCUUAUGGACCGAUACCGAGAAACAUGUUGGAUUGAAAUUUAAAGUUUCUAAGUGGGAAGAAGCACCUGCUCCAAUCCUGCUACACCGUAAUGAGGAAGCUCCUGUUUUCUAUAAGCUUCAAUAUGAAGAAUUGGUCCUCAGAACAACGCAGCUUCUUCUUCAUGUCGAAGAAUCCUUGACAAGAGAAGUAGGGCACUCAAGUAAAGCAAUCGUGAUAGGUUCUUGGGAUUAUUGAUACGUUGUUCACCUCGGAUCACUUCAAAGAGUACCGGAUAACAACAAACAGCGUGAACUACAGGUGCUUCAUCAUUUGAGAUCUUGAUCUAAAAUACUUACUACAUUUUACCUAGUUUUAUGAUUCACAUAUACUUUUGAGGGCGUCUAUCAGAUCUCAGUUUUUUAGAGUAUGAAUAUAUUGAUGAAUGCGAAUUAUCCAAAGAUUGAUCAGUGGGAUAGCCUAAAGGGACUUUCUCCGAAGGGAUGAGUUUAGAUGAGUUCAGUAAACUCUUCGUAGGAACCCUUUUAAAUUGGAUGGACAUAGCCUUUUCAUCGUUUUGUUUUUUGUCAUUAUUAUUAUUAUUAUUAUUAUUAUUAGUUGUUGUUAGUCGUCUUUAGAGUUAUAAAAAGAUUCACGGCGGUGACCAGGCCAGGGUACAAAAAGUUUUGGCCUCAGCCCCUUCCAAAUUCAACAUCACACCUCUAAAUUUGAGGGAUAUCCAUUACCAUCAGAUGAAUGCAACCUUACCAAGCCACAUUUGCGUUCUUAGGGUGACAUUGGUGGUUAAUCAACUGCAAGCUGCGCCCACA